Molecule: messenger RNA, 447 nt
Organism: Saprolegnia diclina VS20
Lineage: Eukaryota; Oomycota; Saprolegniomycetes; Saprolegniales; Saprolegniaceae
Exons: 2
Coding region: 1-447 (148 amino acids)
Source: RefSeq, a predicted model, not a curated record
AUGCACUGCUUGCGAUGCAGAGCUCUGCGCCUACACACAUUUGGCGCCCUCAUUCUCUUCCUGCCUUCGCUGCACUACGGCGGCGAGCUCAUGUUGACGACGUCAGCGCCCAUCACGAGCGGUGGCGCAUCGCACUCGUCUUGCAUCCCGCACCUGCCGACGAGCGUGUCGACGUCACCGCCGUCUCAACGCGACGCGAUUGUCACCUUUGCCGCGAUCGCGGCAGCCCCACGGGUGGAGCAGCAUCGACUUGACGUGGGACGCGCACGUUGCCGAUGUGCUCUUGGCCACGGCGUCUACGACCUCUUCCUCACCGAGUUUGACGAUGCCAUGCCAGACAGCGGGGAUGAAGAUGACGAGUGGACGCUAACGAACCCGAUUGAGACCUGCGUGGCGCAUCCUGCGUGUGCGAUCCCCGACAACGUCAUCGACGCCCUCCUCGGCUGA